Molecule: messenger RNA, 1593 nt
Organism: Exophiala bonariae
Lineage: Eukaryota; Fungi; Ascomycota; Eurotiomycetes; Chaetothyriales; Herpotrichiellaceae
Exons: 1
Coding region: 1-1593 (530 amino acids)
Biological process (GO): transmembrane transport; carbohydrate transport
Cellular component (GO): membrane
Molecular function (GO): carbohydrate:proton symporter activity
Source: RefSeq, a predicted model, not a curated record
AUGGACACCAAGCCUGCUGAUCAUCUGGAGGAAACAACUGUUGGGAGCCCUCAAAAUCAAUCCUCGCCAAUGUCCAAAGACUGGAGUCAGGUCACCCAGGAUGCGAAGGAGGCCACUGCUGCGGAGCACGAGACGACAUUCUGGCAGGGAAUCAAAGUGUAUCGCAAAGCUGCGUUUUGGUCAUUCAUUGUUUCCAUGACCAUUAUUAUGGAAGGCUAUGACACGGCUCUCCUCGGGAACUUUUAUGCGCUUCCUGCCUUUAGGGAAGAAUAUGGUUCACUAUACCAAGGUUCCUAUCAGAUCUCAUCACCAUGGAUGAACAUGCUGUCCUAUCUGCAGAUGAUCACAAACAUUAUUGCGGCACAGGCAGCCGGCUCCCUGUCGCAGCGAUAUGGCUACCGACCACUAUUGCUAGCAGCCCUGGUGCUCAUGGGCGGUGCUAUUUUUGUUACAUUCUUCGCACCGAGUUUGCCUGUGUUACUGGUCGGGGAGCUGCUGUGUGGUAUCCCAUGGGGCACCUUUGCGGUGCUUGCUCCCGCCUACGCUUCGGAAGUUUGUCCGGUCGUUCUCCGCGGUUACUUGACCGCGUAUCUCAACACAUGCUGGGUGAUUGGGCAGCUCAUCAAUGCCGGUGUUGUGUAUGGCCUCCAAGAUUACCCAGGCCAAUGGUCUUACCGAAUUCCCUUUGCGAUUCAAUGGGUGUGGGUACUCCCACUAUUCUGUCUGAUUUUCCUGGCUCCUGAAUCUCCGUGGUGGUAUGUCCGCAAAGGUCGUCUGGAAGACGCCGAGCGUUCUCUGCAGAGGUUGUCGCAAGAUUCGGCCGCAAUCAACACAAAGCAGAUGGUGGCGAUGAUGUUGCACACGGACAAUUUCGAAAAGGAGCGGGAAUCUGGAACAUCAAUACUCGACUGCUUCAAGGGGUCGAACCUUCGACGGACCGAAAUCGCUUGUGCUGUGUACGCCAUGCAACCUAUGACAGGAGGUGGGCAGAUUCCAGGAUCGUACUUCUUCCAACAGAUAGGGCUGUCGGUGCGAGAAUCUUUUGGGAUGGGUUUAGGUGCCACUGCCGUGGCCUUUUGCGUAUCGAUCUUGGCCUGGGUCGUCAUUGGAUUGACAGGGAGACGCAGGAUGCUUCUCAGCGGUAUGGCUGGCAUGGUGGUCGUACUCUUAACAAUUGGCUUUCUGGGCCUCGGUCCAAGUUCGAGCCAUACAAUUCCUUGGGUGCAAGGGGCGCUCGCACUGGUGUUCAAUGUGUUCUACAACCUCUCCGUUGGUACAUUAGCGUUCACCAUCUUCAGCGAAGUCUCUUCGACCAGAUUGCGUGGAAGAACUAUCGCCCUGGCGAAGAAUGUGAAUGCUGUGAGCGGGAUUGUCGUGGGGGUUGCCAGUCCCUAUUUUAUCAAUCCGCAGAAUCUCAACUGGAAAGGCAAAGUGGGGUUCUUCUGGGCAGGAGUCGUCUUUCUGUGGAUGGUCUGGGCCUAUUUCCGUUUGCCGGAACUCAAGGGGCGCACGUAUGAGGAGAUCGACAUUCUCUUCGAAAAAGACGUGAGGGCAAGGGACUUCAAAAAAGUCGUUGUCGAUUUGGAUGUAUGA